Messenger RNA from Penicillium salamii, 357 nucleotides. The record is from the annotation of a GenBank genome assembly. Lineage: Eukaryota; Fungi; Ascomycota; Eurotiomycetes; Eurotiales; Aspergillaceae.
AUGUCUAAACCCACAAUCAACCCGCGCUCGCUCCAAAGUCGCCUCACCCAUAUCCUAAAUAACUGGCCCUCCGAUGCUGUCCGUCCGGCGUCAGUCUCUGUUCAAACCUAUAUUCAAUCCCGUCUCCAGCCCACCGACAAGUCCAGCCCAGCGAUAUCUGAAGCCUCCACCAAAGCCCUCGAAGCACUGCUGAACAAUCGUUUCGCGUCCAAAUAUCCUCUACCGGAGAAGCUGCGUCGACCCGCAAGUAAUCCAGACCACUACGAUAAUGUUGUGCGCGAAUUUGCAGAGGCGCCAAAUCGCGAUUGGUUCGGGCGUUUAAAGAAGCGCAUGGCUGGUAUCAUCCGGUUGACCUGA